GUUACCUCCCUUAUUUUUCGUUGCACGUGUUGCAGAAACAUUGUUGAGAAACUUCGCUGAAGAUGGCAACUUUACCGUACACGGCUACAAGAUGCGAACGAGUAUUAUUGAGUGUGUCCAACAAAAGUGGGAUUGUGGAGUUUGCAAAGAGCUUAAGUGAGCUUGGUCUACAACUGGUUGGUUCUGGAGGAACAGCUCAAACCAUCAAAAAUGCUGGAAUAUCUAUUGUGGAAGUCUCUGAUGUAACAAAAUGUCCUGAGAUGUUGAAAGGUCGGGUGAAAACCCUCCAUCCUGCCAUACACGGUGGAAUUCUGGCCAAGCCAACCCCUGAAGAUGUGAAAGAAGUUGAAGAUCUUAACUUCAAUUUGAUCCGUGUUGUUGUCUGUAACCUGUAUCCAUUUGUGGAAACGGUUGCCUCAGACGAUGUCACUGCUGAGCAGGCUGUGGAACAAAUUGACAUAGGUGGCGUUACUCUCCUCCGUGCUGCUGCAAAGAACUUUGCACGUGUUACUGUCAUUUGUGACCCUGACGACUAUAAGGGAAUAAUUGAAGAAAUGAAGAACUCCCCAACGAAAGAUUCAACCCUUGAAACCAGAAAAAGACUUGCUGUGAAGGCUUUCAACCAUACAGCAGAGUAUGAUGCUGCUAUCUCUGAUUACUUCCGGAAGCAGUUUAGCCAGAAUGUUUCCCACUUACCCCUGCGCUAUGGUAUGAAUCCUCAUCAGAAACCAGCACAGCUCUUUACCAAUUCAUCAGAAUUACCUUUGAAAGUUGCAAAUGGCUCCCCUGGAUUUAUCAACCUCUGUGAUGCUUUCAAUGCUUGGCAAUUGGUGAAAGAACUGAAAAAUGCUCUUGGUUUGCCAGCAGCAACCUCGUUUAAACAUGUCAGCCCUGCAGGUGCUGCAGUAGGAACACCCCUUAGUCCUGAACAGGCUCAACUGUGUAUGGUAAAUGAUAUGGAGGAUCUGAGUCCCCUUGCUGUUGCUUAUGCAAGAGCCCGUGGAGCUGACCGCAUGUCAUCAUUUGGGGACUUCAUUGCUCUCUCCGAACCCUGUGAUGUCUCAACAGCUAAAGUCAUAUCAAGAGAGGUCUCAGACGGCGUCAUAGCUCCUGGAUACGAGGCAAAUGCUCUUACAAUUCUCAAGAAGAAAAAGGGUGGCAACUAUUGUGUGUUACAGAUUGAUCCCAACUAUGAUGCCCCUCCUGUUGAAACCAGAACUUUGUUCGGGUUGCAGUUGCAGCAACUCCGUAAUAAUGCUCCUAUUACUAAAGAUCUCUUCAACAACGUGGUGACAGAUGGCAAGAAGCUUCCUGAUUCUGCUAUCCGUGAUUUGUUGGUGGCUUCCAUCGCUUUGAAGUAUACCCAGUCUAACUCCGUUUGCUAUGCUCGUGAUGGACAGGUGAUUGGUAUCGGUGCUGGCCAGCAAUCGCGAAUUCAUUGUACACGGUUGGCUGGAGACAAGGCUGACAACUGGUGGUUGCGACAGCAUCCUAAUGUUCUUGGCAUGAAGUUCAAGAAGGGUGUGAAACGAGCAGAAAUGUCCAAUGCUAUUGAUGUUUAUGUUCUUGGAACUGUUGGUGAGGAUAUGACCCUUUCAACUUGGGAAGAUCUGUUUGAGGAACGUCCACCAGAGUUCACAGAGGAAGAUCGUAUUGAUUGGAUAAAACGUCUAGAUGGAGUUUCUCUGAGUUCCGACGCCUUCUUCCCUUUCAGGGACAACAUAGAUCGUGCCUAUCGGAGUGGAGUACAGUACAUUGCCUCUCCUGCUGGUUCUGCUAAUGAUGCGGUUGUUAUUGAGGCUUGCAACGGCCUUGGCAUUGCUUUGGCUCACACCAAUCUGCGUCUGUUCCAUCAUUAAUUCUCCACCAAUACUGAAUCUCUGUUCGUGUUUUUCUAAUAAAUGAUUUCCAUGACUUUCUUAUUCAAAUAAAAGUAUUCAAACAUUA
This is a messenger RNA of Octopus bimaculoides (California two-spot octopus), 1947 nucleotides long. RefSeq names its product bifunctional purine biosynthesis protein ATIC. Gene Ontology annotation, molecular function: phosphoribosylaminoimidazolecarboxamide formyltransferase activity; IMP cyclohydrolase activity. NCBI's taxonomy places the organism in Eukaryota, Metazoa, Mollusca, Cephalopoda, Octopoda, Octopodidae. Gene Ontology annotation, cellular component: cytosol. The record is from RefSeq and is a predicted model, not a curated record. Gene Ontology annotation, biological process: 'de novo' IMP biosynthetic process.